AUGUUGUUGCACGCAGCACUGUUGUUCAGCUUCACGACAUCAGCUCUAUCGUUGGAGUGCUAUCAGGGGAUUGAAGGAGCUGUGACUAGAAGAACUGUGCUCGAAAAGGUGUGCAUUUAUGAAACAAACACUCCAUGUGAUUUCAAAACUUUGCCUGAAAGCAAAAAGAAUUUUUACGUGGCUAAUCCAGGCAAAACUUUCAACAGAUGCUGGACAGGACCUAAUAGAACUUUAUGCGCCUGCGACACCGACAGAUGUAAUGGAAAUUUCAAAUUAUUGUUGAACCUCUGGAUGAAAUCAAGGCACACGAACCAGACGCAAAAAGAAUGUGUAGCUGAAUAUCUCCGGAAAAAAAAAAACUUGGAUCUAACAGAAUCGUCGAUCACCACCUUCACGACAGAAAAAUCAAACUCGAGCACAUCCGACUGGGAAAUGAGCACGAAAAGUGCAAAUUUGACGAAAAUGAAUACAGCGAAAAUGGCAGAAAGCUCUAAGCUCGCAGAAAAAGCAAAUUUCUCAACCAUCAAGUUGCUCGCUACAUUAAAGACAGAAACAAUUGCAUCAGCUAAAUCAAUGAAGUCGAGAGUGACGUUCGCAAACUAUCCAAAUAGUUCAACACCGCGACAAAAAACUCCAGGGAUCUCGGCUACCACGCAUGGUCCACGCACAUCGAAAGCGCCGCAGGAACCUUUCAACUACGAUGACGAUGACGAUAUCACACCCCCAGCUCAAAGUCACAUUAAGGAUGGUAAAAAAUCGAAGAAAAGCACUACCAAAUCUUCGAUCGUUGCGUACGCGACUAUCUGCGUCGUGCUGCUGGUUUUACUUUUCGUUGUUCUGCCAUUGAUUGCACUCUGUGUAGUCUAUAGAAAGCGCAGAAAGGGAAGAAAAACUCCAGCGAAACAAGUGAUAUCGGGGCAAUUCGCCAAACAAGUUCCAAAACGAAGUGUAGUGGUGCCAUCGCAGACUGUCAAACAGAAGCAAGCAGAGAAUGUACAAGCUUCAAGGCAAAGUUCGGGACAAUCUUUCAAUUGGAAUUCAUUGAACCCACAGCAAGUUCCCGGAUACAGUUCACAAUCUAAUACAAGACAAGAUACGUUGCAAAGCUCAGCACAGGAGGCGCAAAGAGGCAAUAAAGGACAAUUCAAGCAUUCUAAACAAUCACAGACUAAGAAAUCCGGAGGAAAGUCGAGAUUCCAAUUCUGGAAAAGAGACCCGCACCCAAACGCUGACUCGAAAAUGGUCAAAAUAGAUUCUACCACCAAAACGGGGACCGCAGUAACAGGUUCAAAUGAAAUGCAAGGACUGCAUUACUAA
Molecule: messenger RNA, 1317 nt
Organism: Cylicocyclus nassatus
Lineage: Eukaryota; Metazoa; Nematoda; Chromadorea; Rhabditida; Strongylidae
Source: the annotation of a GenBank genome assembly